Vigna angularis (adzuki bean) is the source of this 1940-nucleotide messenger RNA. RefSeq names its product adenylosuccinate synthetase 2, chloroplastic. Lineage: Eukaryota; Viridiplantae; Streptophyta; Magnoliopsida; Fabales; Fabaceae. Gene Ontology annotation, molecular function: adenylosuccinate synthase activity; GTP binding. Gene Ontology annotation, cellular component: cytoplasm. The transcript is spliced from 4 exons. Gene Ontology annotation, biological process: IMP metabolic process; 'de novo' AMP biosynthetic process. The coding region runs from base 156 to 1613 and encodes 485 amino acids. The record is from RefSeq and is a predicted model, not a curated record.
AUCCAAUAAUGGCUUGAAAUAUCAGUUAUCAAAACGCAACAUUGUCAACAUCACACCCUUUUUGUGCCCUUUUUGUGUUUUUUUUUAUUCUCUCUCUCACUCUCUUACACAUUGUUCUAUUCUUCAGUGAGUAGUAUCUUUGGUGUGUGUCCACAAUGAACAGCAUCUCAUCGAUCACGUUUGAUUCUCACGCGAUAUGCAACCCUCACCGCCCCUUUUCAUCUCGCCGCUUUCAUCUCGCUCGAAACCUUGUCGUAUGCUCCGCUAAGCCCGUCGCACCUCCUCCCACCAAGCUCGCCGCUGCCGACACAUCCGCCGCCCGCAUCGGCUCGCUGAGCCAGGUCUCUGGCGUGCUGGGUUGCCAGUGGGGUGAUGAGGGCAAGGGUAAACUCGUCGACGUCUUGGCCCAACACUUCGAAAUCGUUGCUCGCUGUCAGGGUGGAGCUAAUGCUGGGCAUACUAUCUACAAUGCAGAAGGGAAAAAGUUUGCGCUUCAUCUUGUUCCUUCUGGUAUUCUGAACGAGGAUACUCUGUGUGUUAUUGGGAAUGGGGUUGUAGUGCACCUGCCGGGGUUGUUUAAAGAGAUUGAUGGUCUUGAAUCAAGUGGGGUCUCUUGCCAGGGAAGGAUAUUGAUAUCUGAUCGUGCUCACCUGUUAUUUGAUUUCCACCAAGUAGUGGAUGGAUUGAGGGAAACCGAGCUUGCUAAAUCUUUCAUCGGCACCACCAAGAGAGGCAUUGGACCCUGCUACUCUAGCAAGGUUAACCGCAAUGGUAUCCGAGUAGGUGAUUUGAGGCGGAUGGAUACUUUCCCCCAGAAGCUUGAUGUUAUAUUGUCAGAUGCAGCAUUAAGGUUCAAAGAUUUCAACUAUGGUCCAGACGUGCUAAGGGAAGAAGUUGAAAAAUACAAGAGAUAUGCUGAGAGGUUGGAACCAUUUAUUGCUGAUACUGUGCAUGUCAUGAAUGAGGCCAUAACACAGAAGAGGAAGAUUUUGGUUGAAGGAGGACAAGCAACCAUGUUGGACAUUGAUUUUGGAACUUAUCCAUUUGUUACAUCGUCUAGCCCAUCAGCAGGCGGGAUAUGCACUGGUCUUGGUAUUGCUCCAAGGGUGAUUGGUGAUUUAAUAGGAGUGGUGAAGGCAUACACUACAAGAGUUGGUUCCGGACCUUUUCCUACUGAAAUUCUGGGUUCAGGGGGUGAUCUCCUCAGAUUUGCUGGGCAGGAGUUUGGCACAACUACUGGCCGUCCUCGGCGGUGUGGCUGGCUGGAUAUAGUAGCCUUGAAAUACUCAUGUCAGAUAAAUGGUUUUUCAUCGUUGAAUCUUACCAAGCUGGAUGUUUUAUCAGAUCUUGAUGAAAUUCAGUUGGGUAUUUCUUACAAACUUGAUGAUGGCACCUUAAUCAAAUCAUUUCCCUCUGACCUCCGUCUUCUUGAGCAAUUGAAGGUGGAAUACGAAGUACUUCCAGGAUGGAAGUCUAAUAUUUCUUCCGUAAGAAACUACUCUGACCUUCCAAAAGCUGCACGGCAAUACGUGGAAAGGGUAGAAGAACUUGUGGGGGUCCCUAUUCACUACAUUGGUGUUGGACCUGGACGUGAUGCCCUCAUAUACAAAUGAUUUUUCAUGUUGAAUUUGCAUGCCUCUGUAGGUAAAGUUGAGGCUUUUUGCGGUAGGGAUGCCAAUUCCCGCUAACAUUUGAUGAGUUUUGGGAUGAAAACAUAUUCGUGGUGACGAGUGAGGAUCACCUACAUGAUGUAAUAUAGUGCUAGCCGUUUUGAAUGGCAUUUUGGAUUUCAUAUAGAAAUUUGAUUCAGGAUACUUCACCGUCUAAUUUUGCAAUACUUGUCGCAAUGAUGAGUCUGAGUUAGAUGUCCGGUGAUAACAUGUGUCCCCGUUACUCAUGUGGUAGAAAAUAAAUGUUAUACUAUCAACAAUGUUGCAUCA